Molecule: messenger RNA, 936 nt
Organism: Trichoderma aggressivum f. europaeum
Lineage: Eukaryota; Fungi; Ascomycota; Sordariomycetes; Hypocreales; Hypocreaceae
Exons: 4
Coding region: 1-936 (311 amino acids)
Source: RefSeq, a predicted model, not a curated record
AUGGCGGCCAACGGUGACGUCUCUUCCGUGCCCCGCUCCGAGUCCCCCACUGGAUCGCCUCGAUCCGCGUCCAUUUCUUUGCAUGCCGCUGCCGCUAUGAAUGCCGGCCUCCAACGAGAACCCUCACGCAGAUCGUCCAACAGCUCCCUAGCUCGCAGCCUCGCAUCCCCGCCCAGCCGCCGACGGUCAACCAUCCUGAUGAACCUCCAGCUAAACGACCCUGCGGUGCCGGCGCCGGGCGAGAUGUUCCAAGAGCAACAUAUGAGGGUGAGCCCGCAGCCUUAUGGCGGCGGCGUCCCGCCAGAGUCGAGCCGACAUAUCAGGACGCCGAGUUUGGGCGAGCUUCAUCAGGAGCUCGAGGCAGAGCAGGAGGGCCAUGUCAAUCGCCUUUUGAACAUGAUUCGACAACAGCAGCUGGAGCUUCAACGUCUCCAAGCCAACCAUCCGCAUGCAGCUGGCGGAGACGAGAGUGCGACCGCGAGCGUUGCUGGCUCCGAGAGGCCACACCGGUCGCUGCCCGUCCCCAUCUCGACCCAGUCCCCGACCGGAAACCAUGUGCCAUCCAUCUCUGGCUCUUCCUUUUCUCGAUCGCCCAUCUUUCCUCACCACCGCAACUCCAUGGAGAUGGCUCGCGCCGACAUGCAGCGCCGGUCCAGGACGCCAAGCCGAAACGCCUCGCCUCGGCUGCGGGCGACUUCCAUCAGUGCCGAGAGCGGCGACUGGUCUCUGUUCCGCGACGAAAGUGCCUUUUACCAGGCCGAAACGCAAAUGCUGACCCGCGAGAACCAGAUGCUCCGGCAUCGAAUUCGGGAACUGGAAAAGCAAGUCUCUGAAAUGACCAGCUCUCCCGUACCAAACGAGCCGCCGGUGUCCUCAAACCUUACUCGAUCGUCGACCUCGGCCGAGGAGAGCGAAUCUGUGUCCAGGGCAGCAUAG